AUGACUAACAUUUCAUUUUUAUUGUCCAUUUCGAGCAGUCAUUGCAUCAUGUAUUUCAUCGCCAUAUUAUUGGCUUUCGCCUUAGCCUACGCCUUCCACACUCUCUCCGGCCGCCGGAAAAACCUCCCGCCGGGACCUACGCCGCUCCCCAUCAUCGGAAACCUCCACCUCCUCGGCGAUCUCCCCCACAGAUCCGCCGCUCAGCUGGCCGCCAUUCACGGCCCAGUCAUAUCCCUCCGCCUCGGCCACGUCACCACGAUGGUCGUCUCCUCCGCCGCCGCCGCCAGAGAAGUCCUGCAAAAACACGACGAGGCAUUAGCCAGCCGAGCUAUCCCCGAUUCCUUCCACGCCCACCGCCACUCCGCCUACUCCGUCGUCGCACUCCCGGCGGCGUCGCCGCGGUGGCGCACCAUCCGGAAAAUCAUCACCGGAAACAUCUUUUCCGGCAGCCGCGUCAGAAGCAGCUAUAACCUCAGAAAAUCCAAGGUCCAGGACCUCAUCGAUUAUUGCCGGAAAAAAUCCCUCGCCGGCGAGGCGAUCGACGUCGGAACCGCCGUUUUCGACACUUCCAUAAAUCAACUCUUCAACCUCAUAUUCUCCAAAAAUUUAACCGACGCCGUUUCGACAUCCGACGGAGAGCUACGACAUCUGGUAAGAAAUAUCAUGGUCGAAGCCGGAGCCCCAAAUUUGGCAGAUUUCUUCCCAGUCCUCAAAAAAAUCGAUCCCCAAGGAAUACGACGUCGUAUGAAGGUUCAUAUGGGGAAAGCGCUGCAAAUUUUCAGAACCCUAAUUGACGAGAGGUUGGAGACGACGAAGUCCCGGAAUCCCGGACCUGCUGAAGAUCUGCUGGAGGUCCUGCUCGAAGAACUUGACGACAGGACUUUAAUCGAACACAUUCUUUUGGAUUUGUUCAUCGGAGCAGGUGAUACGACGUCGAGCACGGUGGAGUGGGCUUUGGCGGAAGUUUUAGGAAAUCCCGAAACCCUAAAAAAGGCGAAAUCGGAGAUGGAGGGAGUGGUCGGAAAGGGGAGAGUAAUCGACGAGUCAGAUUUCCGGCGGCUGCCAUAUCUGCAAUCUCUGGUGAAGGAAACUUUCCGGCUGCACCCGCCGGUGCCGUUUCUGAUUCCGCGCAGGGCGGAGCGCGCCGUCGCCGUCGGCGGCUACGCCGUGCCGGCGGGUACGCACGUGUGGGUGAACGUGUGGGCGAUGGGGCGUGAUCCGCACGUGUGGGAGAGUCCUCUGGAGUUCAGUCCCGAGAGGUUUCUGGACUCGGCGGAGGACGUAUUUGGCGCGGAUUUCGAGCUGAUUCCGUUCGGCGGCGGGCGGCGGAUCUGCCCAGGCGCGGCGGUGGCGGCUCGGAUGGUGCCGCUGGUGGUGGGGUCGCUGCUGAAUUCGUUCGAUUGGAGGUGUGAGGAAGGUCUGGACAUGGCGGAGAGGUUUGGGCUGACGAUGAGCAAGGCCCGGGCCCUGCGGGUUUUCCCGGUCCCGAUCUGAAUGAAUCGUGGCCGUUCGUUUUGUGGGCGGGGCCCACUGGGUUAUCUUGAAUGUUAAACCCCACGAGCUAUGGCAUUUUAAAUGUGGGGUUGUGAUAUAAAAUUAUGUAGGAAUUUCGUUUCGCGCAUGUGUGUUUCUUUUAGUUGAAUUGGAAAGAUUUUUGAUUGGUGUUAUCUGGAUCACCACAUAUAAAAAUCUAAAAAUAUAGGAAUAUACAUAUAUAUAUAUAUAUAUUUAUUAGAAA
Messenger RNA from Andrographis paniculata, 1738 nucleotides. RefSeq names its product geraniol 8-hydroxylase-like. Gene Ontology annotation, molecular function: iron ion binding; monooxygenase activity; heme binding. NCBI's taxonomy places the organism in Eukaryota, Viridiplantae, Streptophyta, Magnoliopsida, Lamiales, Acanthaceae. The transcript has 2 exons. Bases 1 to 1494 code for a protein of 497 amino acids. The record is from RefSeq and is a predicted model, not a curated record.